AGUGACAUUCCCGCCAAAUGUAGUUUUGGAGUUGCCUGUAAUUUUUUUAUUGUUUCGUUUCUUUAAUUUAACCAACAUUUUAAUUUAAUUCUUAACGAAUUCGCCCAAUAUGAAGUGUACAAUCCCUGAAAUUUCAUGGCAUAAUAGAGAACCUGUGUUAAGUGUUGAUAUACACCCAAUUUCCACGGAUUUUUAUAGGUUAGCGACUGGCGGUGGAGAUUGUCAUGUAUUAAUAUGGCAACUGAAUUUAACAGAAGAAGGAGCUGUCAAAGUAGAAAAUAUCUCAGAUUUGACCAGGCAUCAAAGGGCUGUAAAUGCAGUACGAUGGUCACCCACUGGACAAUAUCUGGUAUCUGCUGAUGAUGAUGCCAAUAUAAUUAUAUGGCAAUUAAAAACAGAUAAUAUUCCUUUAUUAGAGGGGGACACAAAUGAUAAGGAAACCUGGAUUACGCAUAAAAUAUUAAGGGGACACAAAGAAGAUAUAUAUGAUAUUUGCUGGUCUGUUGAUGGUUUAAAGUUACUGUCAGGGUCUGUAGAUAAUACAGCAAUACUAUGGGAUGUAACAAAAGGCAAAAUGGAACAUAUUCUCUCAGAUCACAAGGGUUUUGUACAGGGUGUAGCUUGGGAUCCUAAAAAUCAAUUUAUUGCAACAAUAAGCACAGACAGAAUUUGCAGAAUUUUUGAUACAACAGGAAAGCAAGUAAAAGCCAGAAUACUUAAGGGGAAAUUGCCGGUUUCUAAUGAACAUUAUCUACAUAAUAAAGAAGUAAAAUAUUUUCAUGAUGAUACUUUCAAAUCAUUUUAUAGAAGAUUACAAUUUUCCCCUGAUGGGUCCAUAUUAAUUUGUCCAUCAGGGCAUGUAGAGGCUGAUGAUUGCAAGAAAAUACUGAGUGGAACAAUGAUUUUUACAAUGGAUAAUUGGAAUAGCCCGGCAGCCAUUCUACCAUUGAAAAAGCAAUGCAGCACCGUAAUAAGAUGUUCUCCAGUUCUCUUUGAGUUGCAUGAGAAAGGUCCUGAGCCAUACAUCAAGCUUCCCUAUCGCAUCAUAAUCGCCGUAGCAACCGAUCACGACGUAAUCCUUUAUGAUACGCAGCAGCACGCGCCAUUUGCUUGGCUCCAACAAAUCCACUACACCCGGUUAACGGAUUUGUCCUGGUCACCGGAUGGACAACUACUGACCGCUUGCAGUACCGAUGGAUUUUGCGCCUUGAUCACCUUCGAGCACGGCGAGUUAGGCACUCCUUACACUGAGAAAGAAUGCAUAGAGGAAAAUACUUUAAAUGUUAGUGGCGUGGAGGAGCUGGAGGAGGAUGAAAACGUCGAUAUAUCCAAUAAAGAUAAACCCGUAGAAAAUACUGAAAAAGAAGCUGACAAGUGCAAGAAAAAUAGUUUUCUUUUGCAGUGGGCCAAGCAACCAAAAACUUCUACUAACAAGGAACCUACAAUCAAUAGAUUGGUCCCUAAAGAAAUCAAUGUUAAAAAUGAUACUCAAAAUAAUAUUCAAGAAAUUGAUCUUACUUCUGAAGAAGUUACUAAAAAGGAAGAUAAACCUGAAGUAAAUAUUUUAAUUCCAAGAAAAAGUAAAAAGCCUGAAGAAAAUAUCAAAGUAAAUGUUUUAAUGCCUAGAAAAGCUAAAAAGUCAGAAGUAAAUUCAAAAGUUAAUAUUUUAGUUCCCAGAAAAAAAGAAGAACCACCUAAAGUUAAUAUAUUAAUACCAAGAAGGAAAGCGAUUACGGAGGAAAGUGUGGAAAACCCGAAAGAAGAAACAACAGCACAAAAAGAGGAAACAAAUGUAAAUGUCUUGACGCCUAAAAAAAUACAAAAACCCAAUGAAAUUAUAGCGCAUUCACCAAGUAGUAGAAAUAAAAUAAAUGUGUUAACGCCAAGAAAAACUAAAAGAACUAACAGUGAUACGAGUAUAGGUACACCUAAAAAAGAUUUUUACAUCCCCAAGACUAAUGAAACCCCCAAAAAAGUAGUUAUAGAUAAAGUGGAAAUAAAUGAGUCUACCCCUGACGGAAAAGAGGUUCAAAUAAAGGAAUCAACGCCCAAAAAAAUCAAACCUAAUAAUAGUUUAGAUAAAAGUAAAGUAAAUUUAUCGAAAAUAGAAGAAAUAUCUGACUCUCCUAGAAAAACUUUAAUGACCAAAAUACAGGAUAAAGAAGAAACCCCAAGAUCUGAAGAAAAAAAUAAGGAUCCAAAACUUAAUAUAACUACAAAACGAAUAACUCCAUUAAAAAAAACUGAGUCUGGUCAAAAAAAUAAAAUUAAGAAAACACCUAAAAGUAAUGGAUCAUCUUUACUUCAAAAAUGGGUUAAAUCUCCUAGCAUAAAGAAAAAAGAAGAAACUAAAGAAAAAGAAGUUGACAGUGAUGUUGAGAUAGUAAGUGAAGAGAAAAUUAGUGUUGAAGCAAAAAAAGUGUUAUUGUCAAAAAGGAAAUCAAAGAAUGAAGAAAACAAUAAAAUUAAAAAAGUUAAAACUUAAAAUUAAGUCGCAAUAUUAAAGUAGAGUUUGUAGAUAUUUUCGUAAUGACAUAUUUUUAUAAUUUGAGUUGGUGUUGAUCACUUUUAACUUAAAUUUUGGCUAAUUUUGACAAAGGAUGUCAUUGGCUUUAGUUUACGACUAGAUAAUUAAGUACAAAAGUCGCAUUUUUCUUACUGCUUUUACAUAGGUAUUUUAAAAAUAUAAAUUUAAGCUUUUAAUUUUUUAUUUAUAAAAUUGACUGGCUUUGUUACAAGCAUAAAUUAUAAGUUAGUAUGUAUUGUUAACUGUGAUGUAAAUAAACAUAUUUAUAGUC
Messenger RNA from Brassicogethes aeneus, 2798 nucleotides. Lineage: Eukaryota; Metazoa; Arthropoda; Insecta; Coleoptera; Nitidulidae. The record is from the annotation of a GenBank genome assembly.